CGUCAUUCGUUGACGAGGUCUUGCUCACGUUUUAACGCAAAAAUUGCAGUGGAGCUGUUUGUACCGUAUGCUCUCAGUUCUUUUGUUCAGCUAACAAGUUCCUUAUUUAUAUUAGUUUUUUUUCAUAAAUACACGAAUUGAUUAAUAAAUCAGCAAUGGCCGCGGCAGAGGACAAUGACGAUAUGAAUCUUGAAUUAACAAAGAAGAAGAAGAAAAAGAAGACUGCAAAUUUAGAUGAACUCAUUGGUAAUACAGAGUCGACAGAAGUACUAAAACAAGAAAAUGGAGAAACUCCGGCUCCAAAAGUUGAAGAUGAAUUAUCACUCACGAAUCUGAAAAAAAAGAAGAAGAAAAAGAAGUUUGUCCUGGAUGACGAAGAUGGUGAAGGUGACAAAGAUAAAAACGAAACAGGUGAUGCUGGGGAUGAGGGCACAGCUCAAGAAAAAAAAGAAGACGGAGAAGAAGAAGAACUCGAUUUAACUCAUAAGAAGAAAAAGAAAAAGGGCAAAGAAGUUGCUUUCGCAGACCAAGUUGAGGAACAAAAUGAACAAGAAGAAAUUCAUGUAACUCCAGGAGAAUCAACAUGGGCAGGAACAGAUAGAGACUAUACAUAUGAAGAGUUAUUGGCAAGGGUAUUUGACAUCAAGAAAAAAAAUCCAGAAAUGGUCGCCGGUGAAAAGAAGAGAUUUAUAAUGAGACCCCCACAAUGUGCUCGUGUUGGAACAAGAAAAACCUCUUUUAUUAACUUCACAGAAAUAUGCGCAGUCCUUCGAAGACAACCAAAACAUUGCCUUUCUUUUAUUCUCGCUGAGCUUGGAACGAGUGGUUCUGUUGACGGAAACAAUCAACUCAUUAUAAAAGGAAGAUUCCAACAAAAACAACUUGAAAGUGUCCUGAGAAGUUACAUAAAGGAAUAUGUGACUUGUCAUACCUGCCGCUCACCUGACACAGUUCUUGAGAGAAAGGAUAGAUUAUAUUUUCUUCGAUGUAAUGUAUGUCAAUCACGCUGCUCCGUCGUAAGCAUCAAAUCAGGUUUCCAAGCUGUCACAGGCAGAAGAGCAAGGAUGAGAGCAAGGGCUACAUGAGUAAUGUAAACUUUUUCGAAGACUUUGUCACAAAAUUCAGAAAGCAGUUAUUUUUAUCAUGUUCGUUGGCACUCGCAUCACACAGAAUUGUAUUUAUAUUUUCAAAAAAUUAUCUCUCAAUCUUUUACAGUUGUCAGUCAAGAAGUGCUGCCAUUAUUGGGUCAACUGCUGUGUACAAACUGGCCGAGAGCAAAAUAGCGUUUUGCUUAAUUGGGCAGUGCAUAAUGUAAUUUUAAGCCAGUAUAUUUAGUUUCAUGCUAAUCAUCAGCUGAAUGGCUCGUUUGUGUGGGAGAUUUAAGGACAUAGAUAUGAGAGUCAGGGGAGUACCCCCUAUCUUUAACAGAUGGAUUGUACUAAGAUAUAUCAUACUAUUUGAAUAGCGUGUGCCACUAUUGUGUCAUAUGUAUAAAGGUGUUCUAUAUGUGGUGAAAUCAAUUUCAAUCAAAUUCAGUAUUACUGUUUGGAACUCUGCUAUCUGAUAAUGUACUUUUGGGAAAGGACAUUGUGAAUAUGAAUAAAUAUAGUACUGGUUGCAGUCCUGGAUUCA
Molecule: messenger RNA, 1632 nt
Organism: Styela clava
Lineage: Eukaryota; Metazoa; Chordata; Ascidiacea; Stolidobranchia; Styelidae
Product: eukaryotic translation initiation factor 2 subunit 2-like
Biological process (GO): translational initiation; formation of translation preinitiation complex
Cellular component (GO): eukaryotic translation initiation factor 2 complex
Molecular function (GO): translation initiation factor binding; mRNA binding; translation initiation factor activity
Source: RefSeq, a predicted model, not a curated record